This is a messenger RNA of Castor canadensis (American beaver), 5083 nucleotides long. Lineage: Eukaryota; Metazoa; Chordata; Mammalia; Rodentia; Castoridae. The record is from RefSeq and is a predicted model, not a curated record.
UUUGCUUUUUCUAAGAACUGCUUUUUCUUUCCUUUUAGGUAACAAAUACACUCUGGAGACUCGUCCCAACCAAGAAGGCAUUGAUGUAAGACAGGAGCUACUGAAAUUCCAUUCUACUUAUUAUUCAUCCAAUUUAAUGGCUAUUUGUGUUCUAGGUCGAGAAUCCUUAGAUGACUUGACUAACCUGAUAGUAAAGUUAUUUUCUGAAGUAGAGAAUAAAAAUGUCCCAUUGCCAGAAUUUCCUGAACACCCUUUCCAAGAAGAACAUCUUAAAAAACUUUAUAAAGUAGUGCCCAUUAAGGAUAUUAGGAAUCUUUAUGUGACAUUUCCCAUACCCGACCUUCAGAAAUACUACAAAUCAAAUCCUGGUCAUUAUCUCGGUCAUCUGAUUGGCCAUGAAGGUCCUGGAAGUCUGUUAUCAGAACUUAAAUCUAAGGGCUGGGUAAAUACCCUGGUUGGUGGACAGAAGGAAGGAGCCCGAGGUUUUAUGUUUUUUAUCAUUAAUGUGGAUUUAACUGAGGAAGGAUUGUUACAUGUUGAAGAUAUAAUUUUGCACAUGUUUCAAUACAUUCAGAAGUUACGUGCAGAAGGACCUCAAGAAUGGGUUUUCCAAGAGUGCAAGGACUUGAAUGCUGUUGCUUUUAGGUUUAAAGAUAAAGAGAGGCCACGAGGCUACACAUCUAAGAUUGCAGGAAUAUUGCAUUAUUAUCCCCUAAAAGAAGUACUCGCAGCUGAGUAUUUACUGGAAGAAUUUAGACGUGACUUAAUCGAGAUGGUUCUCGAUAAACUCAGACCAGAAAAUGUCCGGGUUGCAAUAGUUUCCAAAUCUUUUGAAGGACAAACUGAUCGCACAGAAGAGUGGUAUGGAACUCAGUACAAACAAGAAGCAAUACCUGAUGAAGUCAUUCAGAAAUGGCAAAAUGCUGACCUCAAUGGGAAAUUUAAACUUCCAACAAAAAAUGAAUUCAUUCCUACGAAUUUUGAGAUUUUAUCAUUAGAAAAAGAUGCAACACCAUAUCCUGUUCUUAUUAAGGAUACAGCUAUGAGCAAACUAUGGUUCAAACAAGAUGAUAAGUUUUUUUUGCCGAAGGCUUGUCUGAACUUUGAAUUUUUCAGUCGCUACAUUUAUGCUGAUCCUCUCCAUUGCAACAUGACAUACCUGUUUAUCAGGUUAUUGAAGGAUGAUUUAAAAGAGUAUACAUAUGCAGCACGCCUCUCAGGUUUGAGCUAUGGCAUUGCAUCAGGAAUGAAUGCAAUACUUCUGUCAGUUAAAGGUUACAAUGACAAGCAGCCAAUCUUGCUAAAGAAAAUUACUGAAAAAAUGGCUACCUUUGAGAUUGAUAAAAAAAGAUUCGAAAUUAUCAAAGAAGCAUAUAUGCGGUCUCUUAACAAUUUCCGGGCUGAACAGCCUCACCAGCAUGCCAUGUAUUACCUCCGUUUGCUGAUGACUGAAGUGGCCUGGACUAAAGAUGAGUUGAAAGAAGCCCUAGAUGACGUGACUCUUCCUCGCCUUAAGGCCUUCAUACCUCAGCUACUGUCACGGCUGCACAUUGAAGCCCUUCUCCAUGGAAACAUUACAAAGCAGGCUGCAUUAGGAAUUAUGCAGAUGGUAGAAGACACCCUUAUUGAAUAUGCUCAUACCAAACCUCUCCUUCCAAGUCAGCUGGUUCGUUAUAGAGAAGUCCAGCUUCCUGACAGAGGAUGGUUUGUUUAUCAGAAGAGGAAUGAAGUUCACAAUAACUGUGGCAUCGAGAUAUAUUACCAAACAGACAUGCAAAGCACCUCAGAGAAUAUGUUUCUCGAGCUUUUCUGUCAGAUUAUCUCUGAGCCUUGCUUCAACACCCUGCGCACCAAGGAGCAGCUCGGCUAUAUUGUCUUCAGUGGGCCUCGUCGAGCCAAUGGCAUACAGGGCUUGCGGUUCAUCAUCCAAUCAGAAAAGCCACCUCACUACCUGGAAAGCAGAGUGGAAGCUUUUUUAAUUACCAUGGAAAAGUCCAUAGAGGACAUGACAGAGGAGGCCUUCCAAAAACACAUUCAAGCAUUAGCAAUUCGUCGACUAGACAAACCAAAGAAACUGUCUGCAGAGUGUGCUAAAUACUGGGGGGAAAUCAUCAGCCAGCAAUACAAUUUUGACAGAGAUAAUAUAGAAGUUGCAUAUUUAAAGACACUUACCAAGGAAGAUAUCAUCAAAUUCUAUAAGGAAAUGUUGGCAGUAGAUGCACCUAAGCGACAUAAGGUAUCUGUCCACGUUCUUGCCAGAGAAAUGGAUUCUUGUCCUGUUGUUGGAGAAUUCCCGUGUCAAAAUGAUGUAAACUUAUCACAAGCACCAGCCUUGCCACAACCUGAAGUGAUUGAGAACAUGACUGAGUUCAAGCGUGGUUUGCCACUAUUUCCUCUAGUGAAGCCACAUAUAAACUUCAUGGCUGCAAAACUCUGAAGAUCCCCAUGGAUGGAACAGUGCAAGGGGAUGUAUUCCUGAGUCUUCCAGGCUGGGAAAACAAUCUUGGCCACUUUCGUAGCUUCUGGUUCACUAUAGAGAGACAAACAAAAAAAAAGUUGUCAAAUGUCAUUAUGUAGAAAUAUUUAAAACCCAAAGGAAUUAAAUUUCAAAAUCUUAUAGACAUAGAAUAUUUUUAAAUACAUGCCUCCUAAGUAUUUUAAAUUUUUUCUUUUCAUUCGUAAGAAAAAGUUCCCUUAUACAACUGCUUAAAAUGAUGAAUGACAUUCUGAUAGAAUCUUUCUUUCCUAUUCUGUAAAGUUGUCCCUUGUCCAAAGAAAAUAAAUAUUAGCUUUUCUAUAAAAGCCUCCUGGGUUGAUAGAGAAGGCUUCAAAACAUUUAGAAAGGUAUUCCCUUUUUAAAAGUCAAUCCUCAAAUUUCCUUUCUACUUAGUGGUCUUAGUAAAUCAGUGAAGAACAUUACAUUGGCAGAUAAUACACAGAGCAGUGUAAUUUUCUUUUAUUAGUUGAAUUGCUGAUUACAUAAGGUAUGGUUUUAAUCUUUUUAUAAAAUUUGAACAUUUUUUAUUCCAACUAGUAAAAUGCUGGAAAACCCUAGAAUACCCUUAUUUACAGUGCUAGAAAUACAGAUUUACCUUAAUCAAUUUUGUCCCAAACUGAAUUUCUCAGGAUUACUGUGGGUUUUAUUUUUUUUUUCCCAAUUGACAUUUUUUAUUGUUCAUAGUUGGUUUGCAGUGCUCCAACAGUUUUACUUUUUCUCAUGAACAAGUUGCUGUAUUUACUUAAAAAGUACAAAUAGUGUCAACUUCAGAUCCUACUGAGUGUGUGACAUGCUUUUCCAACAUCGGCUAUUAUAGCUACCCAUAACUUUUUACUCUGAUGAAAUUGCAAUCAGAGUAUGAACCAAACUAUUUUGCCCCUGUAGAAAUUUAAAAGGCAGCAAAUACAAAGCCACUUUUUGGUGAUAUAAAAAAUAAAACCUUGCAUUCUUAAAUAGCAAGUCUCCAUAAGACUCUAAAAUCCCUUGUUGCUUCCAGUCUAAUCUUGCCUUAAGUGUUAUUUUUUUUAAUAUAUAAAUACAAACAUACAAACACAGAUGAUGACUGGAGUGGACUUUUAAAACUAUUUUUUCCAUGAGAUACUAUUUUAGGUGAGCUUGUUACUAUAGAUUUAACAGCUGUUUUAAAAUAUUUAUUAUUAAAACUUGCUUCAAGAGAAACUGUGGCUGUGCUUCCACAUGCAGGCACCAGUAGCAGUAAGUGGUCCUUUUGUCCACUGUCUCAGGCAAAGUAAAGAAUGGCAUUUUACCUCCCCAUGUGACUUAAUUUGCCAGGACUUCUUUCUGGAGUGUUACGUCUUUCCACAUCUUAAGUUUUUACAUUUGCCAUUUUCCAAAUAAUCUCAAUUUGGGGCAAGAAUGAUAUAGUCACAACUAUGGAGGCUGCUUUCAACAGUGGGCUCCGUUUCUACCAUCAGGUCAACGUGGUGCUGUAAACUGUCUUUUUAUCCACACCUUUAAGAGCCUCAUUGUGAGAAGCCUGUCUUUGUCCAUCAGAAGGUAUGUGAAGUCUUCACUUCCUUCUGGUUUUAUGCAUUUGUAGACUAUGCAGCUUUUCAUUAAAUUGCAGAUAUAUACAAGAUGAAUCUAAAGUUAGUCCUGAGUGUUUAAAUCCAUCACUAAAAACAAAAAUCCACCUAUAUUUUCUAUGGAAAAUUAUAUGCUGUUGAGUAAGUAACUUUUAGCUCUUUAUAAAAAAAUGAGUGAAAUUUAAAAGUGUCAUUUUUAUGAAGAAAAGCACUAAAGAUAUCUGAAAGCAAUCACUUAGUCUUCCAUGAACCUGCACUGUUGUUCAGUGUGCUCCAGCAUUUUCUGGUUUUCAGAUUAUAUCUAGAGCUACCGUUAGGUCACUCAGGCAUACUAAUGGAUUCAUCUAAAUGGGUCCCAGCUGCAGUCCGUCAGCAAUAACAGCCUACCCAGAUACUGCUAGUUACUCGAUGCUUAGCAGAUGAGAUUUGUGAAACACACUAAGUUAGUACUUACUGGGGACUUUUUUUUUUUAAGUCUUCUUUCCAACUAGUUGAAAGGGAGAGCAUGUGACACAGCCAGUGUGGUGGAGCCCUAGGGGUUGUCCUGUUUACAAAUAAAUUGCCUGAAUUUAAACUCUGGAGUUUGCAUUUGUGUUAUUUUGCAGUUUUUGUGAAAUAGUACAGUGUCAAAUCCUUAAACCUAAUUCUCAACAUCCCAAUUUGACAAGAUUUCCUGCUUUCAUUAUUCCUAAUGCAGAAAGCAGUGAAUUCUAACAAAUAUAUUCAUAAACACAUAAAUAUGUCUGAAUAGAAAUGGCUCAAUUUCAUAUUCCUAUGAAUAGAUCACAUUUGUAAAUGAACAAGAACCUCAGUAUUUGACACUGAACUCGUUGCUGAAUAUUGUCAGUAACCUGAAACCCAGAAAGAGCUGUCCUUGGCAGUACAGAAAAUAACAAAGUAUUUUUCUUCUUUACAGUUAGACUUUAAAUUUUCUUGCCACAUCUCCAGCUGCAGGUUAGGUAAAUAUCUUGUCCAAUCUCUAGCUUCUAACCUCCUGUCAAUAUAAUCUUUCUACUCAUGUAGUAGCCAGCAUUUAAAA